CUGACUAUGAAUAUGGGCAUACACACACGUUACACUGUGUCUGAUUGUGUCCUUGCUGGAAAACAUCAGAAGUGGUCUGUUGAAAGGUUUUUCACUGCGAUUCUCUCAUCCUCAAAUUGCUCGUGAUGUCGAUCAGACCACUAUGGCCUGACUUGCGACCGCGGGCGACUGAUCCGCUGUGGUUCAACGCCGAUAAACCAUGCGAUGAUGAGAGCGAAGUCGCCGCUCUCGAAGCGGAGCAUCAGGCCUGGAGGGAUCACGUGCGGGUGCAGGGCUACGAGCACAUUCCAAUCGGGAAGACUGUGAGCGAUUUCAGAGGAUCGGAGGGAGAGGAAGAGGAAGAGGAGGAGGAGGAAGGUGAGGGUGAAGAGGAAGACGAGUCGGACACCCACGAGGAAGAGGAAGAGGAGCUCGACGAGAUCGACAUGGAAGUCAGUUAUUCCCAUCAUCCGCAGAGGUCUAGUCCGACGGAUACGGUGACCGCUCCCGUAUCCAUCCGGAUGAUCAACGCAUCGAAUUUAACUCGUUAUUCUUAAUUUUUUUAUAUUGAUUCAAAUGUACAUAUUUGUGAUCGCGA
This is a messenger RNA of Trachymyrmex septentrionalis, 577 nucleotides long. RefSeq names its product anaphase-promoting complex subunit 15-like. Gene Ontology annotation, biological process: regulation of mitotic cell cycle spindle assembly checkpoint. The record is from RefSeq and is a predicted model, not a curated record. The transcript is spliced from 3 exons. NCBI's taxonomy places the organism in Eukaryota, Metazoa, Arthropoda, Insecta, Hymenoptera, Formicidae. Gene Ontology annotation, cellular component: anaphase-promoting complex. Bases 126 to 536 code for a protein of 136 amino acids.